GCAGACAGCAGCAGCUGACGAAAACACGGAAGUAAACUCUGUCGCGUCCGAGCCGAAGCGGUUUUUUUAUUCGUUAUUCUGCUGUAAAAGUAAAACUGGCUCCUCGACAGCCUCUUCAUAGAAACCAAGGCUGUGCUAAGGAAGCUAGCGCAACAAGCUAACUCUUCCACUGACUUUAUAUUUGCCCAACAAGCCACAGAGAGGAGGGAAACAAGUGGGGAGAGCAAAAACAACGACGAGAGCGUACACACUGCAACUCUUCUGAUCCCCCGAAUCCUCAUCAUGGACAACAAUGGGGGACCACAGGAAGGAGCCAUGGGGGUGAAAAUGGAGGAGCUUCCGCAGAUUGAUGGGCUAUGUGACUCAUGUGAGCCUGAUGAGGCACAACCGGCCACACACGUGUGCCAUGUCUGCAGCUUUGCCUUCUGCCCGCUGCAUUCAGAGAGACAUGCCAGCAGGACACAUCAUCCACUACAACCCUAUAACCACGAGGGGACACAAGCUGACAGACUUUACAGAGAGGUUGACUUUGGAGGCAAAUCUGAGGACGAGGCUAGUGCAGAGAGGGCAGCUGAAAGGGCCAUCAAUCAGGACAAUAUUGCAUCACUUGGAGUGGAGGAGUGCAAUGGCGCUGAGGAGGAAAGUGGAGCCCAGAAUGAUUUGCCACUGGCAGCUAACCAGGCUGAUGAAGCUGUGGGAGCAGAGGCGGGGCAGGAGGCCAUGGCUGCCGGAGAAGUCAGGAGGAGGGACACUGUGACAGUAGAGAGACUGCGCUGCAAAGAGCACGGGGAGGAAGGCUCCCUCUACUGUAAACCAGAUGAGAAGAUAAUCUGUGUGGUGUGUGCCGUGCAGGGUGAGCACAAGGAUCAUGAGAUGAUUACUCUGCAUGAGGCCUAUGUGUGGCAGAAGAGCAGACUGGGUUAUGAUCUGGUGAGCCGUACACAACAGGCGGCUGAGAACAUCAAGAUCAAGUGGACCAGCGGUGAAAUGACCACAGAUGAGCUGGAGGACUAUGUUACCGAGCAGUUUGAUGAACUACGCAAGCUAGUGCUCCUGGAGCAGAAGAGGACCCUUCACCUGGUGGACCUCAAGGAGGCGUUCCUGACGGCGAGCGCCGCGGAGAAGAUCGCAGAGAUCUCUGUGGAGACGGAGAGGCUGCAGAAGGAGCUGGUUAACAUCACGGACCAGCUGUGUCUGCUUGAAAAAGCCGAGGCGGAGUCGGCGAGUCCUGCUGUGAUAGCGGCGGCUCUUGCGGUACCUGGACCGUCCCAGAAGUACAAGCGCGGCACUGAAGCCAGGCCAAGACUACCGGACCCGAGGGCCGACCCCAUCAACCCUCAAGACCUUGAGGACGAUGAUUCUGGCCCGUCCAUGGACCACGCCCCGUGAUACCAGCACAGCAGAAAUCUUCCUAAAUCCCGCCGUCCUUCAGUGUCAGCCAUCUCCCCCUUUUACCACCCUGUCUCUCUCUCCCUCCCUCCCUCCCUAAAUGACCUUGAAGAAGGCUGCUGCGACAAAUAUGGAUGGCCAAUGUCAUUCCUGCCUUAAAACCUACUCAAUUUCUUCACUACCCACCAACUUUCUUUAAUUGAGGCACACAAGUUAUGUGCAAUCAAUUACCAUCAGGCUGGAUUUUCACAGCCAGGCACAUCCUUGGCUUAGUGGUGAGGCUGGCUGAGUCAGAGAGAGAAAGGAGGCCUGGGUCGGCAGCCGAGCGGAGCAUCUGUUCAGCCCAGCAGAUGUGAGGGAUGGGAAAUGUCUGUACCGCUGUGAGCUUCGCUCUUCAUUUAUUCGCAGUAUCAUUUUCAUAUUGUUGUUUUGGCAAAAACAGAGGAUGCUCUGAGAGAUGCACGGGGAAUGUUUGUCAGAUGCCGCAGUGCCUUACAUCAAAAGGAUAUAGAUUUUUAAGGGUUUUAUAUUUAUAUAAGGAAAAAAAGAGGAGGAAAUGUAAAUGACUCUAUGGUUCUUUACGGUUGUAUAUUCAUGUCCAGUUUUUUUUCCUGUGCUUGUAAGACCUGCACUUCACUUUAUUGGAUAUAUCUGUUCUACUGCUUGUUAAUCAGCCGAUCCAUCAGGACGGAGAAGAAGUGUGACUCAAAUACUGUAGGUUUAGUUACUCUGUAGGUCUGACAUCAUGGUUGGUGGCAGACAGUAUUUCAGAAACUGAUGAUCUGCAGGGAUUUUUAUCAACAAUCAUGUCCCGGGUUUAUAGAGGACCAUCUGAAAAAGACAAAUGAUCGACUGAGCUGAAGUUCAGAGGUCAGAGGAGAACGACCGGACUGAUUUGAGACGAUGGAAGAGGUCAGAGGAACUCAAAUAACCACUUGAAACCACUCUGCAGAAGACCAUGUGCUGUGUACCUAAUAAUAAAGUGGCUGGUUAGUCCAUUAUCAGAUGCUGGUUACGUUUUGAUACCUAUUGAUUAGUAAAUGCUGCUGAGUCUUUUUCUGGUGAAAAUCAAACUGUAAUUGGACCCGUGCAAAAUAGCUUUCUCUCUCAGUUUCAGUUUCCCGUGUAAAGGCUCAUUACUCCUGGCCAAUCUGCAGCGCGUGACAGAUUACUGACCACCACUUUGUGCCUUGACCCGCUUCAGCCGUCGCAUUCAUCGAAUCGAAUGACCGCGCUGAGACCGUCGCCCUCCCACCUCCCCCAUUGAUUGGGUUUACAGAGAAGCCUUCGGUCGCUCUGUUGAGUCAAGUAGCGGGUGUUGUUUCAUCUGAACUGGGAUGAAAAAAGUAAGAGAUGUUAGACAUGUUUGAUAGCAUUACUUCUCGAAACUUUACUUCAGGGAAAUGUUGGUGGAUCCGCAGCUCAUUCUUUAUUCUUGUGUAACAGAAGUCUGACUGUCAACAGUUUCUCUGAUGUUUUUUUUAGCCAAUACUUUUUGUCUCAAAUCUAUCAAUAAACGGCCCGUGUCUUAAAUUUG
Molecule: messenger RNA, 2926 nt
Organism: Solea senegalensis (Senegalese sole)
Lineage: Eukaryota; Metazoa; Chordata; Actinopteri; Pleuronectiformes; Soleidae
Gene: trim44
Product: tripartite motif containing 44
Exons: 6
Coding region: 283-1389 (368 amino acids)
Molecular function (GO): zinc ion binding
Source: RefSeq, a predicted model, not a curated record